Cutaneotrichosporon cavernicola is the source of this 1860-nucleotide messenger RNA. RefSeq lists its product as uncharacterized. The transcript has a single exon. Lineage: Eukaryota; Fungi; Basidiomycota; Tremellomycetes; Trichosporonales; Trichosporonaceae. The record is from RefSeq and is a predicted model, not a curated record. Gene Ontology annotation, molecular function: protein binding. The coding region runs from base 1 to 1860 and encodes 619 amino acids.
AUGAAUACCGACCCGCGAGACCCCACGCGCCCCGCGUCCCCUCCCCUACCAUCUCCCCGCGCAGCUCAGGCAGACGGCCUACGACCGCGCUCUUUCCCUUCUAGCGCGACUCUCCGCGUCCACAUCCAGACGCCGUUCGCCGACCAAGGACAGCACCACAACCACGCAUGGGACGUGCCGCGGUCCAUGACUGUCGCCGAGGCCAAGGAUGCCAUUGCGUCUGGGCUGGCGGGGUAUGGGCGUUGGGAGCGGGAUGGUCUGCGUCUAGUGUGGCGGGGACGGAUCUUGCGCGACCAAGACGCGCUCGAUACUGUGCUGACUGAUGCUGCGCCGACGCUGCACCUCGUCGCGCGCCCUAUUGUCCGCCGACCUACUCACAUCACCCUCCCUCCUCCGACCCAGGCAACCCCAACGGAGACGAAGACAUCUUUGCCAACACGAUCGUCGCCGGACACGGCUGCGCUGGCCGACUGCGUCCACUAUCUUCUCUUCGCGACGCGGGAGCACCUCUGCGCCCUUAUUGGAGCGGAGGCACUCGAAUGGGCCAAGACGUACCCGGCCCCCACCGUGUCGCGUGAUACGGCCAAGAUGGCCGUCGUCUCCGUCAUUCGGCCGUAUGCCGAGUCGGGCAGCUGGGUCGGUUGGGAGGCAGCGUUCGCCGCCGACGCGAGCGACUGGCCCGCCCUCGAGAACAUGUGGAAGGCGCUUGGUCGGGACACUGUGACUGCUGAAAUCCACACCCUCUGGAAGACGGGUACGGGCCGCGAGUUCGCCUCAGCCGGCGAGACAGCCGACGUCGAGCUCGACCGCACGAUCUACUCACUCCACCUUCCCCCGCUCGCCGACAUGGUGCCAAUCCAACUCAUCCAGCUCCUGCAGUAUCUGCGGGUCACCACGCUCCUUUCUCCCCUUUCCGCCGCUCUUUCAACCACACAAUCGCCAGAGCCUGUCUCUAUUCCGACACCGACAAUCACGACAACUCCACCUCGGGGAUUUUCCCUUACGGUGCGCCACACACAGCGAAGGGUGAUGCUGCGCGUGCGCUUCUCGUUCGCCCUAAUGCAGCACCAGUUCUGGUCGGCGGCACGCCUAGCUACAAUCAUCUGGAUGCUCACCAGGGGCAUGGGAUGGUCAGACCAGAGACUGUGGCUCCUCGCCGGCGCAGCGUUCGGAUGGUGGUGCGUCGACGGCUAUAACCAGUGGUCCGCCGAGACGCGUGAAGCGCGCGUUCGCGAGCGCCGCGCCCAGCGCCGCGCAGACGCUCAAGCGCGUCUCGCCGACCCCGAGGCCAACCGCGCGCAUCUGGAGGCUGUGGCGCGGGGCGAGGCGCGCGAUGAGCGCCCAGAGGAGAACCCUCUCGACCCAGCGAUCAUGGCCACUGAAACGGCCGAAACGGACGACGCGCGUGGCACUAGCGUGCAGCCACUUCACGCAGCCCUACCUCUCCUCCAUCUUGACGCGGACGCCAUCCAGCUCCGUCUCCCUGAGAAUGAAAGCGGCAAUACCCUCCGCAGGACCCCCGACGCCAACCCCAGUGUCCUGGUCACACACGUCCUCCUACCUGUGUAUUUGUGGUUCCUAACCCUCGUGCCGGCAUUUGAGGCUCGGCGUGCGCGAGAAAUCCGCGCUCGCGAGCGUACCAUGCGUUCAGUCGUUGCGGAGAUGAACGUCGUCGGAGACGAACCGGACGGGGAGUCACGCCCCCUCAUGCUCCCAGACGGCAUCUCGCGCCACGCGCGCAAGUAUUAUGCCCGCGUGGCGGAGCGGACUGAGGGUAUUGACUGGGAUGAGGAGCGCGAGGCACAGCGCGCUAUGGGUGUCCAGGAUGAGGAGGCGCAGCCUGGUGUCGCGCUGUUGUAG